Molecule: messenger RNA, 947 nt
Organism: Drosophila rhopaloa
Lineage: Eukaryota; Metazoa; Arthropoda; Insecta; Diptera; Drosophilidae
Product: accessory gland protein Acp29AB-like
Exons: 1
Coding region: 24-788 (254 amino acids)
Molecular function (GO): signaling receptor activity
Source: RefSeq, a predicted model, not a curated record
CUUAGUGGUUGCUUACUAUUCAAAUGUCCAAGCCUUCGAUUUUAUUUUUCUUGGCCUUCCUUUUAUACAAUUUGUAUGGAUCCUGGGCAGAAAGUCAGGACAAUGGGCGAUCCGUAUGCCUGUUGAACGACCCGCCAAACCAAUGUGGAAAGUUUUGUCUUGGGGCACUGAAGCCAAUGCUCGAUCACAUUGCUUUUCACCAGAUGGAGUGGAGCACUUGCAAUCCCCAAAAACAUAAUGAAACACAGGAAAGACUUGUCAGAAUCGAAGCCAAACUCGACAAGUUGCUCAACCAGGAGGAAGCUUCAUCGACGAAUGCAAAAAUCCUUGACUUACACACGAAACUGGAACGAAUUGAAAACCUACUUGCAGGCCUGCAGGAAAAUGUGUCUACAAGUGUCUCCAACGCUAGUAUAUCUGCUUUGUUCACGCGGAUCGGGUCUAGGUUAAUUUACAUCGAAAAAGAAAUCGAAAAGUCCUGGGACGCUGCUGAAGAAACCUGCCGCGAAAUGGGAGGUCACCUGGCAACUAUUCAGAACGAAUCGGAUUUUACCGCCAUCAAAGAUGAACUAUCGCAUCCUGAGAGCUAUUGGCUAGGCAUUUCAGACGUGGCCAAGGAGGGGGAGUAUGUGUCCGUGGCCACUGGCAAACUUGCACCCUUUCUCAAGUGGGAAAAAAAUCAACCAAACAAUUUAUUUGGAAAAGAUAACUGUGUGGAUAUUUACCGCGGCGAAAUGUACGAUAGCGAUUGUCGCACAAGUCAAUUUUUUAUCUGUGAGGCAAUAUGAUAAGUGAAAUAAGUGAAGUUUGUCAAUUAUACAAAAGGCCUAUUCAACUAUCUAAUACGGAACUGAUACACCUAAUGUAUAAAUAGUUUUGAAAAAAGUUAAAUAAGCUUUUGCGUUUUGGUAACUGCAUUUCUUACUAAUAAACAAGUGUUCAUAUUA